Molecule: messenger RNA, 423 nt
Organism: Staurois parvus
Lineage: Eukaryota; Metazoa; Chordata; Amphibia; Anura; Ranidae
Source: the annotation of a GenBank genome assembly
CACUGCUGGGCACUGACUGGCGGCACUGACUGGCACAACCCCUGGGCACUGACUGGUAGCACUGACUGGCAGCACUGCUGGGCUGCACUGGUGGGUGGCACUGGUGGGCAGCACUGGUGGGUGGGCACAGGUGGGUGGCACUGGUGGACACAGGUGGGUGGCACUGCUGGGCACAGGUGGGUGAUCUGCUGGGCACAGGUGGGUGGAGCUAGUGGGCGCACUGCUGGGCACAGGUGGGUGAUCUGCUGGGCACAGGUGGGCGGAACUUGCGGGUGGCACUGCUGGGCACCGAUCAUCAGGGCACUGAUCAUCAGUGCCCUGAUGAUCGGUGCCGAUCCCCGCUCUGACAACUGCCGGUUCUCGGCAGUACUUUCCUCACGAUCUGACAGCGUGAGGAAAGUGCAGCCGAGAACCGGCACUUGC